GCGGCGGCGCGAAGGCAAAAAUCGGAAGGAUUAGGGUUUAAGCCAUGGCGGCCGAGGACCAGACCACGCGAGCCCCAGCCAACCCCGAGAAGACCAAGAAGCGGAAGAAGCCCAAGAAGGACAAGUGGGGCCAGCCCAUCGCCGCCGCGGCCGACGAGCCGGCGGCGCAGCAGGUGCACGAGACACCGGAGGAGCCUGUCGCCGAGGCGGAGGGGGCCGGGGAGCGCUCGGAGAGCUAUGAGUGCGGCAAGGUGGUGGCGAGCGGCAUGCCGUACACGACCACCGAGGAGGAGAUCCGGGGGCUCUUCGACAAGUUCGGCCCCAUCCGCUCGCUCCAGCUCUCCCGCUUCCCCGACUCCGGCAACUUCCGCGGCCUCGCCUUCGUCACCUUCGAGUCAGACGAGGUUGCCAUGAAAUCUCUAGAGCUGGAUGGACACAAAAUGGGCAACAGGUUUAUGAGGGUUGAAAGAUGCAGAAUAACUGCUAGCUCGAAGAGGCAAAAGAAGUCGGAGCACCAAUCUGAUCCUGAGAAGCCCGAUGGCUGCCUCUCGGCGUAUGUUGGCAACCUCUCAUGGAACAUUACCGAGAAGGACCUGCGGGAUUUCUUCAAAUCAUCAAGGAUUGCAUCGAUAAGAUUUGCUGUUGACAAGAGGACUGGAGAUUCCCGCGGUUUCUGCCAUGUCGAUUUUGAGGACGAUGAGUCGCUUGAGAAAGCUGUAGGGAUGAAUCAGUCUGAGCUGCGGGGAAGACCUGUGAAGAUAGCGUAUGCGAUCAUCAACAGGGCCUGAAGGCUAGCUGGUGCUCAGAAUCCAGCAUUAUUGUGCCAGCGAGCUUCAGUCUUAUGGUCCAGCCCCCUAGACUGUUUCCAUAAUGUUUCUAUAGAACCUGGAGUUAUGUCCGUGUCAUUUUCACCAAAUGCUUGUCAAAUGUAAUGCUUGUGUAACAAAUGCUUAUUGGAGACAUGUUAUCAAUCUAGCAACCUUCUCUGCUCA
Molecule: messenger RNA, 992 nt
Organism: Lolium rigidum
Lineage: Eukaryota; Viridiplantae; Streptophyta; Magnoliopsida; Poales; Poaceae
Product: phragmoplastin interacting protein 1-like
Exons: 3
Coding region: 45-788 (247 amino acids)
Molecular function (GO): RNA binding
Source: RefSeq, a predicted model, not a curated record